Messenger RNA from Gymnodraco acuticeps, 1670 nucleotides. RefSeq names its product peroxisomal biogenesis factor 16 (gene pex16). The transcript has 11 exons. Lineage: Eukaryota; Metazoa; Chordata; Actinopteri; Perciformes; Bathydraconidae. Bases 180 to 1211 code for a protein of 343 amino acids. Gene Ontology annotation, cellular component: peroxisomal membrane. Gene Ontology annotation, biological process: peroxisome organization. The record is from RefSeq and is a predicted model, not a curated record.
AGUGUGUUAGACCUGGGAGCGGGGGGACGCUAAUGGCUGACGGUUCUCCCGGGCGGAAGUUAGUUUUGUUUUCAAGAAGUCGUAUGUUUUUCAAACUAACUCCUUAAUAGCUGGUAUUUUAUGAACAUGGCGGCUACAUGAAGAGUUUAUAUGUUAGUGUAGAAUAAGUAUAAGCUGAAAUGUCUCCUCUUAAAGAGUACGUGGAUAAAGUGACUCGUGUUUAUGAGCGGUACAUUGAGUAUGUGAAGAGAAACCCCUCCGCCGCCGCACAGGUGGAGGGGACGGUGCGGACCCUCUCAUACCUGAUCGCAGGGCGAUUCACAGAUUCCCAUUUAAUAUCUGAACUAGUGUACUCUGCCUCCAACCUGCUGGUGUUGUUCAAUGACAGUAUUCUGCGCAAAGGGCUGAGAUGUUCCCUCCCUGUGCCCCUCUCUCAGCAGAGGCUCCUCACCUGGCUCUCGGUGAUGGAGCAUGUGGAGGUCUUCCUGGAGAUGGGAUCCUGCAGGCUGUGGGGGGACGCAGGCCGCUGGCUGGUGAUCGGGCUCAUUCAGAUAUUCAAGGCCAUUUUUCGCCUUGUGCUUCUUCUGUGGUACAAAUCUGGCAUCCAGACUUCACCUCCCAUAAUGCCCGUUGACAGAGCAGCUGAAUACAUCGGGGAAGAUGAGGCUAACGGGGAACAACAAGAAGAAGAAGACACCUGCUACGUGGGCCAGAGGUCAGGACGGGUCAUCAGGCCCCUCGGCAGCACUCCCUCCCUGCAGGCGCGGCGGUGGGGAGCCCCGGGUCAGAGUAAGAGGACGAGCGGCUCCAACGGGGAGAAGCUCCACGCCACACCUCUGGGUCUUCAGGAGACCCUCGCAGAGGCCGUGUACAUCGGACGGCCUCUCGUGCACUUGCUCUGCCUGGGACUCUGUGGGAAGCGGUCCUGGAAGCCCUGGCUCAUGUCUGGAGUCCUCGAACUCUCCAGUUUCGCUGUGCUCAGUGAAAGAAAAUGUCAAAAUCGAUGGGAGAAGGCGGAGAUGAGGAGAAGGACAUUCCUUCUGCUCUACUACCUGCUGCGAUCACCCUUCUACGACAAGUUCUCUGAGGAAAAGAUUCUCUUCCUGCUCAGACUUCUGGCUGAUAAUGUCCCAGGGAUAGGCCUCAUUGCACGGCCUCUGAUGGAUUACCUCCCCUCCUGGCAGAAGAUCUACUUCUACAACUGGGGAUAAACCCCCAUGGAUGUGUUCGGAACUUUAUCAUUCGCAAGUCGACGAGGGCAACAAUGAGAACGGAACGGUCCGGCCCAGGGACAGGCGCUUUAUAAUUUCCCCACAAAUCAGAUGAAAUGAUGUGGAGAUAAUUACCACUUUCCCCUGACAGCGAGGACCCUCCUUAUUCCUGGUUACUUAAGAAAUAAGCCCUACAUGUUUUACUACCUUGUUUCUGACGGAACAAAGCACUGGUUUGAUGAAUGCUUCAAAAGCUAAAUUUGCCCUGUAAGCCAAAUGUUGGAGAUCUCCAUUCUUUGGGUAGGUGACGAUUCAUGAGUGUCAGUACUGUGAAAACGACAUGUGACUAAAGGCAGCAUGUCAAACCCAGCACCUUGAUUGACAGUCUGUUUUCCACCAGCAAGCGUUGCAUUUCCAUUUCUUUAGGAAGAGUUGCUGGCAGGGAAGAGUUGCUGGCAG